This is a messenger RNA of Nanorana parkeri, 1149 nucleotides long. RefSeq names its product solute carrier family 35 member D1 (gene SLC35D1). The coding region runs from base 18 to 980 and encodes 320 amino acids. Gene Ontology annotation, cellular component: Golgi apparatus. NCBI's taxonomy places the organism in Eukaryota, Metazoa, Chordata, Amphibia, Anura, Dicroglossidae. The transcript is spliced from 12 exons. Gene Ontology annotation, molecular function: antiporter activity; GDP-fucose transmembrane transporter activity. The record is from RefSeq and is a predicted model, not a curated record.
CCAGCCCGUACUGAGCCAUGGCGGAAGUGAGCAGACGUCAGCAUGCUCGGGUUAAAGGAGCAGCCCCCCCGGAGUCCCCUGCACACAGGGAUGAGGCUGUGGGGAUGGCGGCCGAAACGGUGAGCGUCUUCCUCAAGCUGCUGGCAGCCGGCUUCUACGGCCUCAGCUCCUUCCUGAUCGUGGUGGUGAACAAGAGUGUGCUGAGCAAUCGCAGGUUCCCGUCCUCGCUAUGUGUUGGUCUUGGCCAGAUGCUGGCGACUGUGGUCGUGCUCUGGGUGGGAAAGGCGCUGAGGGUGGUGAAUUAUCCGGACUUAGACAGGCACAUCCCUCGAAAGACUUUUCCACUACCUCUCCUGUAUUUUGGGAAUCAAAUCACAGGAUUGUUCAGCACAAAGAGGCUAAACCUCCCCAUGUUCACAGUUCUCCGCCGUUUCUCAAUCUUGUUUACAAUGAUGGCUGAGGGCUUUUUGCUCAAGAAGAAGUUUUCUCGCAGUAUUCAGAUGACCGUAUUUUCUAUGAUAAUAGGGGCAUUUAUCGCUGCCAGGAAAGAACUUGGAAAGUACGGCUUGCUGUAUUACAAUGCAUUGUUCAUGAUCGUUCCCACGUUGGCCAUUGCUUUUAUGACUGGGGAUGUCCAGAAGGCUUUGGAAUAUGAAGGUUGGACGGACAUGUUCUUUGUAUUUGAGUUUACACUUUCCUGUAUAAUGGGGUUUAUUUUAAUGUACUCCACAGUUCUUUGCACCCAUUAUAAUUCUGCUCUGACGACCACAAUCGUAGGUUGCAUAAAGAAUAUCCUAAUCACGUACAUCGGAAUGUUCUUUGGAGGGGAUUACAUAUUCUCAUGGACAAACUUCCUGGGGUUAAACAUCAGCAUUGCCGGCAGCUUGGUUUACUCGUACAUCACAUUCACAGAAGAGCGAAAGAACAAACAGUCGGAAUCCAUCAGCAAACUGGAGAACAAGGGGAAGAGCGCGGUGUGAGCGCCUUCCGCCUCCUCAUUGUGAGCGCCGCGUGUCUAGCACAUCAUGGACGUGCCCGCCAAGCUAUUGCUAAUUUGCACAAAUCAAUUGAAAUAAUACUUUUUAUAUAUUUUAGAUAAUUGUUUUUAGCGACAACUUAUUUAAUUCCAAAAGCUGUAACGGUAUUUUU